Messenger RNA from Fusarium coffeatum, 366 nucleotides. RefSeq lists its product as uncharacterized. The transcript has a single exon. The record is from RefSeq and is a predicted model, not a curated record. The coding region runs from base 1 to 366 and encodes 121 amino acids. Lineage: Eukaryota; Fungi; Ascomycota; Sordariomycetes; Hypocreales; Nectriaceae.
AUGGGACUCUUCAGCAAAGACAAAUCAUCCCCAGACUCAACAGAGAAAAAGUCUCUCUAUCGUCGCUACAAAGAUAGUAAAGCGCCUGUGCCCCUCAGCGACGAGGACAUCCAAAAAUACACCGGCAAAUCUCGAGAGGAGCUUAAAACAUGGGCUGAUUCAACGCCUGGCGUCGGCAAAAACCAACUCGCUGGCAAGGCGACGGUCGGCGAUGUCAGCGGAUUCGGUGGUAUGGCCAUGGGUGAUGGAUAUGGAGGUUGGGGACCUAGUGCUGAGCCGACUGAUAAGAAUAGAGGCAUGAAGUUUCCUCCAAAGCAGGAUGACGGCGUGGAGAGGGAGGUCAUUGAAGUGAUGGCAAAGAAGUAA